Messenger RNA from Ochotona princeps (American pika), 1070 nucleotides. RefSeq names its product autophagy related 101 (gene ATG101). Gene Ontology annotation, cellular component: phagophore assembly site. The coding region runs from base 193 to 849 and encodes 218 amino acids. Gene Ontology annotation, biological process: autophagosome assembly; autophagy. Lineage: Eukaryota; Metazoa; Chordata; Mammalia; Lagomorpha; Ochotonidae. The transcript is spliced from 3 exons. The record is from RefSeq and is a predicted model, not a curated record.
UACAACAUUCUCGGUGGUGAGGGCGAACGGAUUGGUCCAAACGAGGUGGGGGGAGAAAACAGCGUCCUCGUGACAUUUUAAGGUCUAGAGAUAACCAAGAAGAAGGCGUUCGAGUUGCGGAGGAAUACAGAACCACGUCUGUGCUCGCAGGUCAGCCCAGCCUGGGCGUGGGCCGUCGUCGCCAGCUGCAGGAUGAACUGUCGCUCGGAGGUGCUGGAGGUGACGGUGGAGGGCCGGCAGGUGGAGGAGGCCAUGCUGGCUGUGCUGCACACGGUGCUGCUCCAUCGCAGCACAGGCAAGUUCCACUACAAGAAGGAGGGCACUUACUCCAUCGGCACCGUGGGCACCCAGGACGUCGACUGUGACUUCAUUGACUUCACCUACGUGCGUGUCUCCUCGGACGAGCUAGACCGGGCCCUGCGCAAGGUGGUCGGGGAGUUCAAGGAAGCCCUGCGCAACUCCGGCGGGGACGGGCUGGGACAGAUAUCUCUGGAGUUCUACCAGAAGAAGAAGUCCCGCUGGCCUUUCUCGGACGAGUGCAUCCCGUGGGAGGUGUGGACGGUCAAGGUGCACGUGGUGGCGCUGGCCACGGAGCAGGAGCGGCAGAUCUGCCGCGAGAAGGUGGGCGAGAAGCUGUGCGAGAAGCUCACCAACAUUGUGGAGGUGAUGAACCGGCACGAGUACCUGCCCAAGAUGCCCACGCAGUCGGAGGUGGACAACGUGUUCGACACGGGCCUGCGGGACGUGCAGCCCUACCUCUACAAGAUCUCCUUCCAGAUCACUGAUGCGCUGGGCAGCUCGGUCACCACCACCAUGCGCAGGCUCAUCAAGGACACACUCGCCCUCUAGGCCCCCCUGGGACCAGCGGAGCUCCUCGGGACUGGACUGGGAGCUCCUGAGGCUCUGGGACCUGUGUGCCCUCUCGAUGGGCAGUUGGCAGCCUCUGCUGCUGCCACGGCCGGUCCGGGCCUGCCUGCCGCCCUGGCCCCGCAGCCCGGGCAGGCCCCUCCACCUUCCCUGUGUGGAAGAGCACCGCGGCACUGGUAAAUAAAGUUGUGAGUGUGACUUUG